This is a messenger RNA of Cynara cardunculus var. scolymus (artichoke), 1298 nucleotides long. RefSeq names its product wall-associated receptor kinase 5-like. NCBI's taxonomy places the organism in Eukaryota, Viridiplantae, Streptophyta, Magnoliopsida, Asterales, Asteraceae. Gene Ontology annotation, cellular component: plasma membrane. Gene Ontology annotation, biological process: protein phosphorylation; cell surface receptor signaling pathway. The transcript is spliced from 2 exons. The annotation marks the transcript as partial. Gene Ontology annotation, molecular function: ATP binding; protein serine/threonine kinase activity. The record is from RefSeq and is a predicted model, not a curated record.
AUAUAAAUGAGUGCCAUUAUCCGGAGAUGUUUCCAUGUCAUGGAACUUGCAUUAAUACUCUUGGAAAUUACACAUGCGAAUGUGGACGAGGGUAUUCUGGUGAUGCCAAAAUUCGAGAUGGUUGUCGACGUAAACCGUAUCACCCUCUCUGGUUAUAUAUAGGUGUGGGUUCUGGAUUGCUUGUAGUGCUGAUUGUAUUAUCGGUGUCGUACUUCACGGCCAAGAAAAAGAAGCUAGUUAAGCAAAGAGAGAAAUGUUUCAAGCAAAAUGGGGGUGUGCUAUUGGAAGAGAAAUUGAAAACUAUGGGUGGCAUCAGUGUCAGUUGCAUGAAAAUUUUCCACGUUGGAGAGCUAGAAGAAGCGACUGAUAAGUAUGCAGAACAUAAGAUUCUUGGUAGAGGAGGCAACGGCAUCGUGUACAAGGGAAAUCUGCUAGAUAAUCGUGUUGUCGCAAUCAAGAAGUCCCAAAGAUUGGAUCAAAGACAAAGGGAGCAAUUCAUAAAUGAAAUGGUAAUUCUUACACAAAUCAAUCACCAAAAUGUGGUGCAGCUUUUGGGAUGUUGUUUGGAAACUGAUGUUCCGUUGCUAGUUUAUGAAUUUGUCUCUAAUGGCACUCUUCAUCAUCACAUCCAUAAUAGAAAGAGUGGUGUAGAGAGAUUGUCUUGGGAUAGUCGUCUAAGGAUAGCACAUGAAUCGGCAAGUGCUCUUGCUUAUCUUCAUAGUGAUGCAAGAAUGUCAAUUAUACAUAGAGAUGUGAAGUCUAGUAACAUCCUAUUGGAUGAGAGUUACACUGCAAAAAUUGCAGAUUUUGGUGCGUCAAGGUUAAUCCUCUUAGAUGACCAUGAUCAAGUCACUACACUUGUUCAAGGGACGUUGGGAUACUUGGAUCCUGAAUAUUUGCGUACAGGCCAACUAACAGAUAAGAGUGAUGUAUAUAGCUUCGGAGUGGUUCUUGCAGAACUCCUUACAGGAAAAAAGCCCAUUGCUACGAAUAGAUGCCUAGCAGAGCAAACUCUUGCAGCAUAUUUUGAAAAGGCAAUGAAGGAAAAUCGAAUGCUUGAAAUUCUUGAAUUUGAAUUGGUAAAGGAGGCAACUGAUGAGCAGCUAAAAGCAACAUGUGACCUGACAUGUAAAUGUCUUAACCAAUUAGGUGAGAACCGGCCCAGCAUGAAAAAAGUGGCAAUACAACUUGAGACAUUGAGGAAGAUUCGCAAGCAUCCUUGGGUUAGCCAAGUUAACUACAAUGAAAUGAGUAGCUUAAUGCUUGAAAAUGAACCAAAUGAUCUUUACGAAGUUCCU